Malus domestica (apple) is the source of this 333-nucleotide messenger RNA. Its product is annotated as protein MODIFIER OF SNC1 11-like. The record is from RefSeq and is a predicted model, not a curated record. Lineage: Eukaryota; Viridiplantae; Streptophyta; Magnoliopsida; Rosales; Rosaceae. Gene Ontology annotation, cellular component: nucleus. Gene Ontology annotation, biological process: poly(A)+ mRNA export from nucleus.
AUGGCCACCAACACACAGAAGCUCAAUGACCCCAUCACCACCUUAGAAGCUCCAAAGAAAACCCUAGAAUCCUCCUCAGCCCCACCCACCGCCAAAAUUACGGAUCGAUCGGAUAAUCCAUCCACUGACACUCCCUCCAAUCCACCUCUGUCGUCCGAGGUUGACUCCAAAGAAAACAGGUCUAAGGUUGACUCUGAUGACCCUAAGACUGACUCUACCACUGGUUACGCAGCUGUUCUGGCUACCGGCAUUAAGAAAAAUAUGCGCUGUGCCGAGCGGUUUGGGAUAUCCGUGCAUCUCACAGAAAAAGAGAAGCGCAACUUUCGCGCUUAG